CACAUCUGCUGUGAUCAGCUGGUCAUGGGCUGUGAACGAGGAAAGUCCAGUCGUUGUUUUGUGUCAAGCAGGAGAAUGCACAUCUCUCAGCUGAUGUCAUGCACUGCAUUUGAUUUGGCGUGCAUCUAGCAGAUAUCCAGAGUAUACAUUCACCGUCUCCUUCCUACGACACAGUUAUGGAGUGGACGAUGGAAUGGCUGAGAGAUGUGUACAGCCGACUCAACCAAGGGGUGACGUGGCAAGAUGUGGGCGUGUACUUGACAGUCGGGGGCAGCACAUGGCUUGUGUACAAGGUGCUUGUCAAGCCCUUCCUCUCCCCGCUCAGACAGAUACCCGGCCCCCCGUACAAGCCGAUUGUGGGGAACAUGUUUGAUGCCCUCCGAGCAGAACCCAUGAGCAACACCAUAGAGUGGAUGAAGACGUACAAGUCUCGCAUCAUCCGCUACUACUUCCUGUAUGGCGAGGGGCGUGUCCUGGUUUCCGACCCUGACCUUGUCAAGUACAUCAGCGUCACCAACAGCAAGAACUAUAGCAGACUUUCAUCAGGUUCCAGCAUCCGGCGUCGUCUGGCUCCGAGUUUUGUGUUAUUCACGGAUAGAGAUGAGCAUGUCGCCCUCAGGAAGGUCAUGAACCCAGCUUUCUCACUCAACACAGUUGAAAGCUUCCUACCAACGUUUGUGAAACACACAGAGAAGGUUGUCGCCAUGUGGGAUGCCGCCAUUGUACAGAAGGGUGGCAUGGCUCAGGUGGACGCUCAGAUGGUGAUGAUGAGGCUGACUCUAGACCUGAUCUGUGAGUGUGGGUUUGACUACCAGCUGGAUGCUGUGGAGAACCCUACAGCUGCUGGAGUCCAGAGUUUCCGAAGAAUACUUCAGGGCAGUAGAAUCAGACUGAUGCAGAUGAUUCCAUUCUUCCGUUCACUUCCAACCAAGGAGAACCGUCAGCUGUGGCAGGACAACAAGACAUUUGUGUCGGCCAUCACAAACAUGGUCAGCAAGAAGCGGAACCAGCUGGAGAACACACAGCUGGGGCAGGGAGUGGAACAUAAGGGAGACCUGCUGUCCAUUCUGUUCCAGGCAAAGGAUGAGGACGGCAACUCUCUCCAGGACAAAGUGAUCUUUGAUCAGAUUGCUGGGUUCCUGUUUGCUGGAUUUGAGACCACCAGCACCUUGCUGACGUGGACACUGUUGCUGCUGGGAGAGCACCCUGCCGUCCAGGACAAGCUGCGGUCAGAGAUCCAGUCCCUGCUUCAACCCUCUUCCGGUCAGCUGACCAGCAAGAUGCUUGACAAGAUGACCUUCCUUAACUGCGUGGUGAAGGAAUCUCUCAGAUUGUAUCCACCAGCAUCUGCUGUGUUCCGCCGGGCAAGAAGUGAUGACAACCUGGGAGGCUACUUCAUCCCAGCUGGGACCAUCGUUGGCAUCGGUAUUGGAGGCCUGCACAGACACCCUGAGAACUGGGAGGAUCCGGAAACCUUCCGACCUGAGCGCUUCCUCCAGGAGGUCAACCCAUACAAAUUCCAGCCAUUUACUGCGGGCCCUUACAUGUGUAUUGGGCACCGCUUUGCCAUGACAGAAGCCAAGGCAAUUCUCGUUACCUUACUGAACAACUUCAAGUUUGACAAAGUUCCUGGCUAUAAAUACAGAAGAGUGAGAUACCUGACCGUACAGCCACACCCACCUCUAGUGCUGAAUGUGUCACGUGUGUAACAGCUGAACACACUCACCUGUAGUGAGUGAGUUUUAGUUUUACACCACACUCAGCAAUAUUCCAGCUAUAUGGUGUAUACUCAGGAUCUCUCCCCGUCAAUAUCCGGGACGUACACUGUGUCACAGCUCCCUUGGCUGAAACACAGUAGGCCCGAGGUUUCUUGCGAUACAACAAGUUUCUAUUGUGAAUUACAGCUUUAGACCAGUGAGUUUAGUUUUACGCCGCACUCAGCAAUAUUCCAGCUAUAUGGCGGUGGUCUGUAAAUAAUCAAGUCUGGACCAGACAAUCCAGUGAUCAACAGCAAGAGCAUCGAUCUGCCCUAUUGAGAACCGAUGACAUGUGGCAACCCGAUCCCGCUAGUCGCCUCUUACGACAAGCAUGGGUUACUGAAGAUCAAUAUUCUAACCCCGGACCUUCGUGGGGUUACCCACCUCUAGUGUGGAAUGUGUCACGUGAGUGACAGCUGAACACUCACACCUCUUGUAGUGCUGAAUGUGUCACUGUGGAAGAGGAGGCAUCAUAAUGCAAAUUUGGAUGGUUCUCAUGAAGGAUUAUCUGUAUGUUCACAGAAUGCAGUACACAGAUCUCAUCGAACAUGGCUGAUGUCUGUGAAACAUGAAUGUAAUUUCUUUUCUGUUUUUGUUUUCAUGCAUCCAAGUGACAUAACUCAUAUUCCACUCAUGGUCAGUAAACAUGUAAUAUAUGUACUUGUUACAUUUAAUGUCAUGUUUACUUUCUUCAAAUGACAACCAAUAUUUAUAAUGUAAUGUGAGGCUGUAAGGUGGGUUAAACAUGACUGCUAUGUCAAUGUUAUGUGUUCAGAAGUGAUUUAGUUUUUGUUUUUGCAUUAGAAUCUCACCAGUAUUACUUCGACUCAAACUACCAGUGAAGAUUCAUCUUAGAAUUGGUCUUCAGGAAACCAUGUUUGUAAGAGCAACUAAUGAGACUGGUGGUCAGACAAGCUGACUUGUUUGAUGCAUCUCAUUCUAUCCCAGUUGUGCAGAUCAAUGCUCAUGUCAAUCACUGGAUUAUCUGGCCCCGACUUGGUUGAUUACAGACAUGUAAUAUUGCAGCUCAAAAGUGGAAAUAUAAUUGUCAGAUGGUACAAGAAUAUUUGAAGUUAUCUUGUAUGAUCAUUCAGGAAUAUGCUCAGCAGGAACAGUUUUACACUGACAUAUUACUAAUGUAUAUUUUGUAUGUCUCCUGAGAUGAAACAAAGAUUCCACCUAUUAUGACCUCUCAGGGAUGAUUAAUGCUUGUAAAUACUCAACAUCUGCAACAAAUAAAAUAUUUAUUUUCAACA
Molecule: messenger RNA, 3013 nt
Organism: Haliotis rubra (blacklip abalone)
Lineage: Eukaryota; Metazoa; Mollusca; Gastropoda; Lepetellida; Haliotidae
Product: cytochrome P450 3A6-like
Exons: 12
Coding region: 177-1709 (510 amino acids)
Molecular function (GO): monooxygenase activity; iron ion binding; oxidoreductase activity, acting on paired donors, with incorporation or reduction of molecular oxygen
Source: RefSeq, a predicted model, not a curated record